Bursaphelenchus okinawaensis is the source of this 2965-nucleotide messenger RNA. NCBI's taxonomy places the organism in Eukaryota, Metazoa, Nematoda, Chromadorea, Rhabditida, Aphelenchoididae. The record is from the annotation of a GenBank genome assembly.
AUGAUAAUCGAAAAGGACGAUCUGUUGAAUGAAUGGAUUCAGAAGAGAAUUGAGACUUUGUAAGUUAAUCAUCAAUACUGAAUUGCCUAAAUAGCGGUAAAGUUUAGAUAAGUAACUUACUGUUUCAGAAGCGAUGCGGAACCUACAGCGUUUGCCAAGUACGUGUUUACGUUACUGAAGAAGGAUGCUAAUACUGAGAAUUUGCGUAAAAUAUGUUCUGACAAGCUCAAUGUGUUUUUGGGAAAUUGUAAGUGAUGUUACAUUUUGUUUUCCGAUUUUUAGAAACUUUGAAAGCAGAGGUCUUCUGCAGCUGCAGAACGUUAUUUUUAGCUACUUUUUUAACACCAUUUACAAUGUUUAAAAAGUUCGAGGUUUAGCUUUUCUAUGUGUCUAAAACAACUGAUAUCUUUUCAGCUACUGAUGAAUUCGUGGAUUCUUUGUUUGAAACAAUUGAUAAGAAGUCUUACAUUGGUAAAGUCGAAGAGAAUUCAGAGAAUAGAGAUGUUGAGAAGGAGGAGAAGAAGGAUAAGCCAUCUCGGAGGAGGAUAUCACCACCACGAGAUGAUAAAGAAGAAAGAAACCGACGAAGACGUUCUAGAUCUCCAGAUUCGCGAAGAAGACGUACAGAUAGGCAUAGGAGAUCUAGGAGCAGGUCAAGAUCACCGCAUCGGUAAGCUUUAUUUUUGCAAUUGAAAUUUGUUGUUUCAUGCAAAUUUUUUGAUGAUUUCAUACAUUUUUUUGAAGUUUUAUGCAAAUUUUUUGUUGAUGCGUGGACUUCAUUUCAUUUGUUCUCAUUUUCUACACAAGUGUUGACAAUGUUAGGUGAAAGGUGAUAUUAUAGUUAUGAUUUUAUAAUAUUUUACUUAUUUUCACAUAACUUUUCUAUUUUUAGUCGUAGCGACCAUCGUGAUGAUCGCAAUCGUCGUUCCGAUCGUGCACCGAAAGAGAAUCGCAACGGACAACAACCUUCACAACGUAUCCGCCGUCGUUGUCGCGACUUUGAAGGUUGGAUUUUGGACAUACAAUAUUGUGCUUUAACUUGAGACUUUUCAAAUGCUUUUUUUUAUUUUGAAAAAUGUUUAAAUGCGCGAGGGCCAAUGAAAAAUACUAGAAAAAGAAAGAAGAGCCCAGAAAAAUAGUCGUUAUGACACGAUUAAUAUAGAAAAGAGUCACUAUGACAAGAUUAAUAUAGAAAAUAGUCAUGAAGACCAAAGUAGCCUGAGAUGAACAGAAAAGAUUCAGUUUGACUAAAAUAAUAUAGAAAAUAUAGGAUAAGCGAAAAAUGCGCAUAAAUGAAAGAUUACUGUUAUGUUGUUAUUGUUAACUUCUAUGCAUUGUUGUAACUCCCCUUGCGGCGUCUUCCAUACCGUCUUUACCUUCCAGUGCUAGCAUACGGUCUAAAAGUUUCUGUCAUCACUUUUUAAGGCUUAUGUUUAUAUGUUAAGUAGACGGAUCUUUGUCUCAAGCUAACGUCUUCGUGGAAUGAAAAACUGAUUUGCAGAACAAGGUCUAUGUCGCCGUGGUGAUACGUGUGCCUUUGAUCAUGGACCGGACCCAAUCGUUCUGGACGACGGAUCCAUCGAAGAGUAUCAGCCCGAGUUCAGGAACAGCGAUGCAUCCAGCGCCGCCACCACCGAGUACAACCCCGAACAUCCUCAAAUCGCUCCGAAAAUGUACGGUGACUUCUCUGUACCACCACCACCAUUGUCGAUGCCCAAUCUCGGCGCUCCGAUUCCGUCGCCCUUUGAGAAUCCGAUGUCGGCGGUGGCUCAACAACAGCGAUUAGCAUAUAUGAGAGGUGGAAUGGGCGGAGGGCCUCAACGUCGUGGCGGCUUUGUUGGUGGAAGAGGACGGAAACGUUUCAACCCGUACAGUCAGGAGAGAAUGCCAGUCAACAAGAGCACAACAUUGGAGGUGAGAGGUUUUAUCUAUUUUUUGGAUAUUUUAUGUGAUUUUUUGCCUUUUUAGAUGUUAUUAUGUAUUAUUUUUAGUUGCGAAAGAUACCAAUCGAUCUGAACAAGUUGGGACCAAUAAAUGAUCAUUUCGCCGAGUUUGGUACUAUUACUAAUAUCCAAAUUAGUUGGAACGGAGAGCCGGACACGGCUCUUGUCACGUUCGCCAAGCUUCCGGAUGCCCAAGCGGCCAUAAAAUCGGAAAAGGCGGUCAUGGACAACAGAUUCAUCCAAGUCACAUGGCAUAAACCUGCUCCACCUGCACCAGAAACUGCAGUCAAGGAUGAGUCUGUAGGUUUUUGGAAAAUUUUGAAUAUUUUUUGAUUAAUUUUUAUAUUUGGAUGAUAUUUUAGACCUAAAUGAUAAGUCGAUGAUAAUUUUAUUUUCAGGCACAGGAAGUAAAACCAGUGAUACCAUUCAAUACUCAAGGCUCAUACUCAAACCAGGUAUCCCAGCUGGAAGCGGCCAAAGCGGCGAGGGAAAAGGCUCAGGAAAAACUGAUGGAAAGGCGAAAGGAAAGAGAACAACAGGCCAAGUUGCAAGAAGUAAGAAUGUUUGAUUUUAACCUUUACUUUUUGAGUUAAAGGUAUUGUAACAAAUUUCGAUUGAUUGAAAUAAAACCAAUAAACCAUCUUUUUUAGCUUAUACGCCUCAAAACCAACGUCUACGACAAAUAUGUGGGUGAAGUCAAGAAAGUGUACCAAAAGUUAGUCGCCGAGCAAGAACCCAAGAUCAAGGCGGAGCUUCUAAAGCUCGCCACUCAAGUCGAGACUCUAAUGAAAUCAACAAAGGCCGAAAUUGAGGAUCUGCAUAAGGAAAUGACCGAAUUGGCCGAGAAACAUAAGAAACCCGAAACGAAAACACAACCCGAAACCGAGGAAGAGCCGGAAAAGAAGGAACUGGACGAAGAUGCCGUCCACCGACUUCUCAACGACUCGGACGCCGAAAAGAGCGACGAAGAGCAGCCGGAAGAACGUCCGGAGAUUGACGAAGAAGCCCUCCUCAACGAUUAG